Messenger RNA from Linum trigynum, 2141 nucleotides. NCBI's taxonomy places the organism in Eukaryota, Viridiplantae, Streptophyta, Magnoliopsida, Malpighiales, Linaceae. The record is from the annotation of a GenBank genome assembly.
CCACCCUCUCUCUCUCCUCUCCGCCUUUCCCUCUCUCCAUUAUGCAUCUCUCUCUCCUCUAUUCCCAACCAAUCUCCGGUCGAGUAUGACGAAGAUAGGCGAUGAUGAAUGGCGAAGUCCGGGCAGGUCUGGAUCUCGCCGUCGACCGACGAGGAUGAGGAAGGUCGUCGACCCAUCGCAGCCUUCUUCAUCUACUCCACCUCCCCAGAUUCUUAUGUCCGCCCUUCAGUCCUCUCGAUGUCGCUGCUCCGGCCGAACUUCAGAGACCAUCAACGGGAGGCCCAAACCCCUGGUAGUUUAGGUCGGUCCCAAUUCAAAGUCGAUCGAACAUCUCGUCCCCGAAUCUGGCGCUACCAUAGGGAGCAUCAACCGAAAGAGAUCGACUUAUGGUGAGGGGAAAACUUGGAGCUCCAGAUCUAAUUAAUUCGAAUCUCAUUUUCUUCUCCUCUUUCCAUCUCUUCUCUCUCCAAUAGCGUGUCGGUCGCUCUGUCUUUCGCUAUGGGUCUUCGAUUUGAUACACAACGUGGAGUGUGGGAUGUCAUCGCUGCCGCUGCUACUUGGUCGGCAAGGAACAUAAUCAUAUUGGAGCUAGCUCGCCGGGGUUGGUGUAGUUUGUUGGUUCGGCGGCUGCGCUUUCAAUUUCGAAUUUCAUUUUCUUGGUGUUCAGAAAGGUGGGGGGGUUUAGAGUUGGAUUUGACUGGUAGGGGUUGUUGUUGAAGUUCUUGGGGAGGAGGAAGACAAAACCCAGAUAGAGAGAGGGGGGGGGGGGGGUUGGUUCACAGGUUGGUUAUGGGUUAGCUUGUGGUUAUAUGAUGUGAAAUUUUUUAAUGAUGUGGUAGGUUGAAUUUUAAUUUUUUCGGAUUAAAAUUGAGUGACUAGGUAUUUCUGUUAGCCAUGUCAGCAAAAAAUUGACGGAGUUAACAGAGAUUGACGGAAGGUAACGGAGAGUGACCAAACUUGAACCAUUUAACUAAUUUGAGUGACCAAAAUUGGAUUUAAAUAUUUCCAGUGACCAACCAUGCAAUUAACCCAAAAAGAAAAUGAAUAACUCAAUUUUAUUAUGAAAUAACAGAAAGAUAGAAACACCUACAUUAGUCUACUAUACUAAAGAGAGUGAGAUGCCUAGUGUAACCAGUGGCGGAGCCAGAAAAUUGACUAAGGGGUGUCUUUAUCAUAUCAUAAAAAAUCACAUAUAUAAUAGAAAAGUUAACUCUAAAUGAAACAAAAAGUCAACAACGCAAUACUCAAUAUUCAUACAAUUAUAUAAAAAUAGUUUCAUAUACACCGGUUAUAACGUCAAACAAAUAAGUUCAGUACAUACAAGUCAAGACUUCCAUUCAUCAAAUAUUGCAAAUUAGAACUCAGAAGCAUCUUGGAAUUGAUUUUGUGAAACAAACAAGUGAACUUCAAUUGGUACUUCUUCACUUUCAGCUUUGCUUAAACAAAAAACAACAAUUUAUUAUUAUAAAUAAAAACGAAAGUGCAUUGCAUAACAAAACUCACUCGGUUGAGAUGGUAAGGAAUUCUUCAUGCAAAUAAAUGGUCACUGGUUCAAUUUUGUAUAUACCCUUACUGGGAAUCUUUUUUCACCCCUCCUCUCCAAGUGGCUCCGCCACUGAGUAUAAGAAAUUAUCGCGAAAUUACAUGUACAAUCAUUUGGACUCAGUUGAGUCGGGCCCAACGAGUUCACUCAAAUUGGACUUAAACCAAUCCAAACCCAAGCAAAACUUAAAUUCAUUAAAAAUGUACCUUUUGAUCUAUUUGAAUCCGACCUAAUACUCGUACGGGUUAUGACAAUUGGAUCAAAUUAUUGGUAUUAUCAUUUCACUGUUUGAUUCCCAAAUCAAUCUCUCCUUCUGGAUGGCAACAUAUGUUUGCAACUGUUCAUCAUACUAAUGAUCUGUUUGUAUAGUGCACUUGGUUUUUUUUCCCCCGGUAAUUUAGUGCACUUGAAUUUAAACAAACAACAUUGGUCUAGUUUACAAACAAUUUGUAACGUAGUAGAUUGUUGUAAACCACGCAGACAACUACAAAAAGUUUGGCUCGCGGUUAUUGACUUAUUGUAACACGCUCUGCAGAUCGGAAUUGCCGUCAUUUCUUUGACAAUUGGCAGCACUGCCGAAGAAAAUCCUAUGCCAUGC